Setaria italica (foxtail millet) is the source of this 2914-nucleotide messenger RNA. RefSeq names its product casein kinase 1-like protein HD16. Gene Ontology annotation, molecular function: ATP binding; protein serine/threonine kinase activity. Gene Ontology annotation, biological process: signal transduction; endocytosis; peptidyl-serine phosphorylation. The transcript has 15 exons. The record is from RefSeq and is a predicted model, not a curated record. The coding region runs from base 477 to 2675 and encodes 732 amino acids. Gene Ontology annotation, cellular component: nucleus; cytoplasm. Lineage: Eukaryota; Viridiplantae; Streptophyta; Magnoliopsida; Poales; Poaceae.
GGUUGCGGGGCGGUGGCGAUUUGGUGCCGGAUUGGCGGUAAUCUGGUGCGCAAAGGCGAGAUUUUUUUUCGCCCCUCCGUGGUGGUGCAUCCGGUGAUGGGGAUGUGAUGCUACCCUCCCUCUUCUUCUUCUUUUUUUUUGGUGCCGAUUGGCGCAUUCGAUUCCUCGACAAAGGGUGUGGUGGUGGGGGAAGCUGACCGUCUCUUGACGGCGAUGAGGAUCCAGCUCGGCUGAUUCUCCCUUCCUUUUACCUGGUCGCUGUCGCUGGCCGCGCUCCGUCUUAGUUUCAUUGUUUGUUUGGGGGAUAUCGGUGGAUGGCUAGAUGGAGAGAUUGGUAGAUUUGUACUGAUGUGUGCUAUUUGCAGUAUCUGUUGUUUUUCUGUAUAUUGAUCGAUGAUUGUAAAUCUGACUGUGCAUGUGGAGAUUGGAAGGAGCUCGGAGGGCUGGGACGCUGACCCGAGUUUUAUGGGGAGAGGAUGCCAGAACUGCGAAGCAGUACUCGUCAAGCACGCCUGAGGUCUAAGAAGCUCGACGAACCGCAGCCAGGAGAGCCACCUGUGAAGCCGGCGUCGCCUGCUCCGCCGAGAGCAGGAAAGCGUGCUCCUCCUCGUGCUGCCAGGGGCAGAAAGGUUGCUGCUGGGAGAAGAGCGCCUCCGGCAUCAAAGCCUAGAAGGAAGGGGGUUGAAAUUGUUGACUUAGAAGCUGAUCCAGCUUUCGAAGACUCCCCUAAAGCUGUAGCUGGACUGGAAGUUGCUGGUGCAGCCAAGAACAACCUUGCUUUGAACAAGGUAGCUGGCGUUGGUGUUAAUAAAGGUCUGAAAAUGGAUGGUGAAAGUGCUGAGAAGAUUGUUGGGGUUGAAGAUGAUUCGGCAGCUACACCUGUCCCAGAGAGGGUUCAAGUAGGUAACUCUCCAGAGUACGUAACUGACAGGAAAUUAGGUAAAGGUGGUUUUGGUCAGGUCUAUGUUGGCCGAAGGGUAUCUGGUGGAGCUGCUCGCACUGGUCCUGAUGCCUAUGAGGUUGCAUUGAAAUUUGAGCACCGGAACAGUAAAGGAUGCAAUUAUGGCCCCCCAUAUGAGUGGCAAGUUUAUAACGCUCUCAAUGGUUGCUAUGGCAUACCAUCGGUCCACUACAAGGGUCGUCAGGGCGACUACUAUAUUCUUGUGAGUUCACUAAUUAUUACUCUAGAUUUCUUUGCAGCUCAACAAAUUUUAUUCACCUAUCUUUUUUCUCUCCAGGUAAUGGAUAUGCUUGGUCCCAGCCUUUGGGAUGUGUGGAAUUCAAUGGGGCAGGCGAUGUCUGCGAAUAUGGCUGCUUGCAUCGCUGUAGAGGGUAUAUCAAUUCUUGAGAAGCUCCACUCUAAAGGGUUUGUGCAUGGUGAUGUGAAACCAGAGAAUUUUCUGCUUGGUCAGGCUGGAUCGCCUGACGAUAAGAAGCUUUACCUUAUAGAUCUUGGUUUAGCAUCAAAGUGGAGGGAGACAAAUGGUGGUCAUGUCGAUUAUGAUCAAAGGCCUGAUAUCUUUAGGGGAACUAUUAGAUAUGCGAGUGUUCAUGCCCAUUUGGGGCGCACUGGUAGUAGGAGAGACGAUUUGGAGUCACUGGCGUACACCCUUAUUUUCCUAAUAAGAGGAAGAUUGCCUUGGCAAGGCUAUCAGGGAGAUACCAAGAGUUUUCUUGUUUGCAAGAAGAAAAUGGCUACUUCUCCAGAGAUGCUUUGUUGUUUCUGUCCAGCUCCAUUCAAACAGUUUCUUGAGAUCGUCACAAAUAUGAAAUUUGAUGAAGAGCCAAAUUAUGCCAAGCUUAUUUCACUUUUUGAUGGUUUGAUUGAAUCACCUGCCUCCAGACCAAUCAGAAUUGAUGGAGCUCUCAAGGUUGGUCAGAAACGUGGAAGGUUGCUUGUAAAUCUGGAAGAAGAUGAGCAACCUAAAAAGAAGGUUAGAUUAGGGAGCCCAGCAGCUCAAUGGAUUUCAGUUUAUAAUGCUAGGCGACCCAUGAAGCAGAGGUACCAUUAUAACGUGGCUGACUCAAGGCUAAGUCAACAUAUAGAAAAGGGCAAUGAGGAUGGGCUGUACAUUAGUUGUGUGGCUUCCUCAGCAAACCUUUGGGCUCUCAUUAUGGAUGCAGGAACUGGUUUCUGUUCUCAAGUUUAUGAGCUCUCACCAGUUUUUCUGCACAAGGACUGGAUAAUGGAGCAGUGGGAGAAAAGUUAUUACAUAACAGCAAUUGCUGGAUCAACCAAUGGAAGUUCAUUAGUUGUCAUGUCCAAAGGAACUCCUUACACUCAGCAAUCAUACAAAGUCAGUGAAUCAUUCCCUUACAAGUGGAUCAAUAAAAAGUGGAAAGAAGGUUUUCAUGUAACAUCUAUGGCCACCGCUGGAAAUCGCUGGGGUGUGGUCAUGUCAAGGAACUCAGGGUAUUCUAACCAGGUUGUAGAGUUGGAUUUCCUGUACCCAAGUGAAGGCAUCCAUCGGAGAUGGGAGACUGGUUACAGGAUAACUUCCACAGCAGCCACCAAUGACCAAGCUGCUUUCAUCUUGAGCAUGCCAAAGCGGAAGCCGAUGGAUGAGACGCAGGAAACCCUUAGGACCUCUGCCUUCCCCAGUGGCCAUGUGAAGGAGAAAUGGGCGAAGAAUCUCUACAUAGCUUCGAUCUGCUACGGACGAACUGUGUGCUGACCUGACCGCACAUAUGGAAGUUGAAUUGAGGGUUAUUCGUUGCAGCAUGGUGGCAUGAGCGCUAAGAGAUGUGAGAUGUUCGUGAAACCGAUCCUCAUGAUAGGAUUAGUAGAUCUGAAGAUGCGGUAUGGUAUAUCCUACCGUAAUUGUAAAGAAAUGUUGUACCCAAUGCCGGCCGUGAGACCUUUUCCUCGGAUGAAGCUAAUGCAUUUCGGCAUGAAAAUUCGCUGCUUUUGCCA